Xenopus laevis (African clawed frog) is the source of this 1581-nucleotide messenger RNA. It is a transcript of the gene cyria.S, whose product is annotated as CYFIP related Rac1 interactor A S homeolog. Gene Ontology annotation, molecular function: small GTPase binding. NCBI's taxonomy places the organism in Eukaryota, Metazoa, Chordata, Amphibia, Anura, Pipidae. The transcript has 13 exons. Gene Ontology annotation, cellular component: membrane. The record is from RefSeq and is a predicted model, not a curated record. The coding region runs from base 328 to 1302 and encodes 324 amino acids. Gene Ontology annotation, biological process: regulation of actin filament polymerization.
CCUUACACCGCACCCCUCUACUGCGCAGACGCACACUCAUCGCCACGCCCCUUACUCUGAGCGCCUUGAAGCAUUUGGGUUGUGUGCGCAAGCGCAGUGUUUGGCUGGAAGCAAGCGGCAGUGAGAAUAUAGAGGCAGUCGCAGGAGCUCGCAGUGAGCGGUCGGAGUGUAGUGGUGUUUAAAGCUCAUGAUAAAGGACGGCGCCAUCUAGCAGUGUUGUUUAAAAAGUUGGAAAGAAAGGUGUGCUGGGAUGGGUAAUCUUCUUAAGGUGCUUACCAGGGAAAUUGAAAACUAUCCACAUUUUUUCCUGGAUUUUGAAAGUACCAAAUGGGAAAUCUUUUAAAAGUUCUUACUUGCACAGAGCUUGAUCAGGGGCCAAACUUUUUCCUUGACUUUGAAAAUGCUCAGCCGACUGAUGGGGAAAGGGAAGUGUGGAACCAAGUUAAUGCAGUUUUGCAGGAUUCAGAGAGCAUUCUGUCAGAUCUUCAAGCCUAUAAGGGAGCUGGACAAGAGAUAAGAGAUGCUAUACAAAAUCCCAACGAUAUCCACCUUCAAGAAAAAGCCUGGAAUUCUGUGUGUCCUCUGGUUGUGAGGCUGAAGCGCUUCUAUGAAUUUUCUUUAAGACUUGAGAAAGCUUUGCAGAGUUUGUUGGAGUCCCUGACCUUUCCGCCUUACGCUCCUACACAGCAUCUAGAGCGAGAGCAAGCCCUUGCCAAAGAGUUUGCAGAAAUUUUACAUUUCACCUUGCGUUUUGAUGAGCUUAAGAUGAGAAAUCCAGCAAUUCAAAAUGACUUCAGUUACUACAGGAGGACAAUAAGUCGUAACAGGAUAAACAACAUGCAUCUAGACAUUGAGAACAACGUCAACAAUGAAAUGGCCAACAGAAUGUCCCUGUUUUAUGCAGAAGCCACACCAAUGCUAAAGACUUUGAGUAAUGCCACAACAAGCUUUGUCUCCGAUAACAAAACGUUACCCAUUGAAAAUACAACAGACUGCUUAAGUACAAUGGCCAGUGUAUGUAAGGUCAUGCUGGAAACACCAGAGUACAGCAGCCGAUUCACCAGUGAAGACACGCUCAUGUUCUGUAUGAGAGUCAUGGUCGGAGUUAUCAUCCUGUAUGAUCACGUGCAUCCUGUGGGUGCUUUCUGCAAGACGUCGAAGAUUGAUAUGAAGGGGUGUAUAAAGGUUCUGAAGGAGCAGCCACCCGAUUCUGUGGAAGGGCUGUUAAAUGCUCUCAGGUUUACAACAAAACACCUGAAUGACGAAUCCACUUCAAAACAGAUCCGAGCUAUGCUUCAGUAAAAUCCUAUGAUUGAAGAGGAUUCUUUUACUGACCUCAGAAGAUGUAUAUGUUUACAUAAUUUAAUACAGAUUGAUGUUAAUACUUAUGUGUAGUAAAUAGCCAUUACCUACAUGUCACUGAAACCUCUCGCUGUAUCUGUCUCCUUAACGGAUUCUGCACAACCUGCGCUGACACUCCAUUACUAUGUGAUUCUCGAGAUGAACAAUGACUGUGUAUAUAUUUUUCCUUUUUUUUUUUAAUCAAAGUGCUUAACAAUAUUUAAAAAGAAUGUCUUGAUU